Molecule: messenger RNA, 2262 nt
Organism: Lottia gigantea (owl limpet)
Lineage: Eukaryota; Metazoa; Mollusca; Gastropoda; Lottiidae
Exons: 11
Biological process (GO): nervous system development; pattern specification process; cell fate specification
Cellular component (GO): beta-catenin destruction complex; cytoplasmic microtubule; catenin complex
Molecular function (GO): microtubule binding; beta-catenin binding; gamma-catenin binding
Source: RefSeq, a predicted model, not a curated record
AUGUCGCUGACAUCUUACGAUGAAUUAUUAAAACAAGUUGAAAGUUUGAAGACUGAGAAUUCAUCCCUUCGUCAAGAACUACACGAUAACUCCAGUCAUCUGACCAAACUUGAAAAUGAAGCAUCCAAUAUGAAAGAUGUAUUGACACAUGUCCAGUAUGAUAUGGAAGGGGAUUAUGAAUUUCACGAAGGCAAUAUUUAUUGUGAUGAAAAUACUGCCAGCCUUGAAGCAAACUGUCAAGGUGAAAAAUUAAGACUGAAGAUCAUCUUUCCUCAUUAUUCAAGUCGACUCAGCUGCAAAUCAGCACUGAUAUCUAAGAAAGAUUCAUGCCAAAAGGUUAAGCCAAGGACCAGUAGACAGGAUCUUCAUGAACUUAAUUUAUGUUAUUAUGAUAUGCUAUUGUUCUCUAGAAACUGUAUAUUACGUGAAGCUGAAGAAGAAAGUAAACAGAGAAAAUGGUUUUAUGAUCAGUUAGAAGUCAUCAGUAGUAAAAUUGAUAAUUUACCUCUUACUGAACAGUAUAAUUUACAAAAUGAUAUGACAAGACGCCAACUAGAAUAUGAUGCCAAACAACUCACAGAAUCAUUGCAUCAAAAACUUGGUACUGGUGAUCAAAUUGCUGUCAGACAAAGUUCUAGAGUUCAAAGGUUACGAACUAUUGAAGCUGAAAUGAUGGAACUGCAAAAACGACGCCAUCAAAUCCAGAUGAUAACUGAGCAAUAUGGAAGAGCAGCUUAUGAAUCAAGUAGUGGUAGUAUGACCAACCAUCAUGAUUUAUCAAGUGUUAUGAGUUUUAAUUCUGAAACAUCAGGUAGACAACCACCACCAGCAGUAGAAUUUGUAGAACCUCUGCCACCAUCUUCACAACAACUUGGUACCAGGGUUGAAAUGGUCUAUAGUUUGUUGUCAAUGUUAGGUACCCAUGAUAAAGAUGAUAUGAGUAGAACAUUAUUGGCAAUGUCUUCAUCACCUGAUAGCUGUAUAGCUAUGAGACAAUCAGGUUGUUUACCAUUAUUAAUACAAUUAUUACAUGGUAGUGAUAAAGAUUCCGGAUUAUUGGGUAACACACGAGGAUCUAAACAUGCUAGAGCUAGAGCUUCUAGAGCUUUACAUAACAUUGUACAUUCUCAUCCUGAUGAUAAACGUGGUCGUCGUGAAGCCAGAGUAUUAAGAUUAUUAGAACAAAUUAGAGCUCAUUGUGAUCAGUUACGUAAUGAUUCUACAGAAGAUGAUGAAGCUGGUCCUCAAAGUCAAAUAGACCAUCAACCAGGCCCUGCUAUAGCUGCUCUCAUGAAAUUAUCAUUCGAUGAAGAACAUAGACAUGCAAUUUGUACCUUAGGAGGUUUACAAGCUAUAGCUGAUUUAUUACAAAUAGACACCCAAGUUUAUGGUAAUACAACAGAACAAGUUAAUAUUACUAUGAGACGUUAUGCCUGUAUGUCAUUAACUAAUUUAACAUUUGGAGAUGGUACUAAUAAAGCUUUGUUGUGUUCUAUGACAGGUGCUAUGGCUGCCUUGGUUGAGCAGCUCAACUCAGCUAAUGAAGAUCUGUGUCAAGUAGCUGCUAGUGUGAUCAGGAAUUUAUCGUGGAGAGCUGAUUUAGCCAGUAAGAAAAUAUUGCGUGAAGUGAAUGCAGUCAGAACACUAAUGUACUCAUCUAUGAAAGUGAAAAAAGAACCAACAUUUAAAAGUAUUUUGAGUGCUCUGUGGAAUUUAUCUGCUCAUUGUACAGAAAAUAAAGCUGACAUUUGUGCUGUGGAAAAUGCUUUGGAAUUUCUUGUCAGUAUUUUAACAUAUAAAAGCCCAUCAAAAACAUUAGCUAUUAUCGAGAAUGGUGGUGGUAUAUUACGUAAUGUCUCAAGUCAUAUAGCUGUACGUGAAGAUUACCGUAAUAUACUGCGUCAACAAGGCUGUUUACAGAUUUUAUUAAAACAUUUACGUUCACCUAGUUUAACUAUAGUGAGUAAUUCAUGUGGUACUUUAUGGAACUUAUCAGCUCGUUGUGCUGAGGAUCAACAAGCCUUAUGGGAAAUGGGUGCUGUCAGUAUGUUACGUAAUUUGGUGCAUUCAAAACAUAAAAUGAUUUCAAUGGGAAGUUCUGCUGCUUUAAAAAAUCUGUUGUCAGCUAGACCUAACCUAAAAAACAUUGACUUUGAUCGACAUUCUCAAUCUGGUCGUCCUUCUUUACAUGCUAGAAAACAACGUGCUCUGGAAUCUGAACUUGAUCCUAAUCUUUCAGAGACAUGUGAUAAUGUUGAUAGU